AUGGCAAGAGAUAAGGAAGAAGAUGAUGAGAUAGGAGAGGAGAAAGAGGACCCAAAAUGCCCGACAAUUCUUUUUACCGCGGCGGAAAAGUCUAAGUGGCGCCGAGAGUGGCGUUCGGCACUGGUGGUGAAGGGUUUAGGUAGAAGAGUCUCCUAUAUGACGUUGGCUCGCCGACUGAAUGCAAUAUGGGCUAGACAUGGAGAGGUACAGAUCUCGGACAUGAGGAACGGAUGUUUUUUAGUACGUUUUCGUAGCCAGAAGGACUAUGAAUGGGCGACGAUGGGUGGACCAUGGCUACUGGGAGAUACCUACUUGACGGUUCAUAGAUGGUUUAAGGGUUUUAACCCGUGGAAAACUGUGGUGACAUCAACAAUGGUGUGGGCUCAAUUGCCUGAGCUGCCGAUUGAGUUCAUCAACAAGGAAGCCGUGAUGAAGAUUGCUGAAUGGCUGGGAAGACCGGUACGUGUGGAUAGAGCGACUGAACUAGGUGCCCGAGGAAAGUAUGCAAGGGUAUUUGUUGAAGUUGACCUAACGCAGUCGCUGCUAUCACAAUUUAAGAUUGAGGGAGUCACAUAUCUGGUCCAAUAUGAGGGCUUGGAUGAUCUCUGUACCUGA
Linum tenue is the source of this 615-nucleotide messenger RNA. Lineage: Eukaryota; Viridiplantae; Streptophyta; Magnoliopsida; Malpighiales; Linaceae. The record is from the annotation of a GenBank genome assembly.